AGUGCGGGAAGGAGGUGUCGGUUUAACAGGGAGACUUUGGAACCUUCAGAGCAUCUGGAGAGCUUUCCUCGCAGGGCAGAAUGCAGGGUUAGCCCCCUAUACAUGCAGAGAGGUUGCUGCCGUGCGUAAGUGAGGAGGGGCAGAGGUGUUUAAGCAGAGGCAUUUGAGGAUUAUUCAGCUCCAGAAGGUCUGUGCAAGGAAUGCUAUCUCUGCCGUGGCUGAAAAUAGGAGGUGCCUACCCCUACCCAUCUUAAUUAUUGCCACCAAAAGGACCACUUUGCCGCCACCGUGGGAAGAAGCAAUCCCUGUCACCGACAAGGUUAUGAGGAUUAUGAUCACAUGUGCAGCUCUGCAUAGCCGUCCACUUGGAGACGAUGGUGACUCCUUAGAGAAUAUACGCAAACUCCUGGUUAACCAUCAGCAUCGGGCUCCUUUUAUCCAAAAGAUUUGAUAACUGCUUUUCACCAGCUUUCCGGUUUUGUUCCAUCAUGUUGUCUCUACCAGCCUAAACCAUUUCUUAAAAUGGUCCUUUUGCUGUUCCUUGCAAUCCUGUUAUUGAAGGAAGAUGUCUGUGGGAACUUUGGGCUUUUGGUUUCUGCACAGGCCAAUGAAAGAAGGGUGGUUGCACACAUGCCUGGUGAUAUUAUCAUUGGAGCUCUAUUCUCUGUCCACCAUCAACCAACUGUUGACAAGGUUCAUGAGAGGAAAUGUGGAGAGGUAAGAGAGCAGUAUGGCAUUCAGAGAGUGGAGGCGAUGCUACAUACCCUUGACAGAAUUAAUUUGGACCCCACACUGUUGCCAAAUAUAACGCUAGGAUGUGAAAUAAGGGACUCCUGCUGGCAUUCUGCUGUGGCUCUGGAGCAGAGCAUUGAGUUUAUAAGGGACUCUCUUAUUUCAUCAGAAGAAGAGGAAGGGAUGGUGCGAUGUGUGGAUGGAUCUUCAUCGUCUUUCCGCUCCAAGAAACCCAUUGUCGGUGUCAUUGGACCUGGCUCUAGCUCAGUUGCAAUCCAGGUCCAGAACUUGUUGCAGCUUUUCAAUAUACCUCAGAUUGCUUAUUCUGCCACAAGCAUGGACCUAAGCGACAAAACUCUGUUCAAGUAUUUUAUGAGAGUUGUGCCAUCUGAUGCGCAGCAAGCACGGGCUAUGGUGGACAUCGUCAAGCGCUAUAACUGGACCUAUGUUUCUGCUGUACAUACUGAAGGAAACUAUGGUGAAAGCGGAAUGGAAGCUUUCAAAGAUAUGGCAGCCAAGGAAGGGAUCUGCAUCGCACAUUCCUACAAGAUCUAUAGCAACGCUGGUGAACAGAGUUUUGACAAGCUGCUGCGAAAGCUUCGGAGCCACCUGCCCAAGGCAAGAGUGGUCGCCUGCUUCUGUGAAGGCAUGACUGUGAGAGGGCUCUUAAUGGCUAUGAGGCGCCUGGGACUCGCUGGAGAGUUCUUGCUGCUGGGCAGUGAUGGCUGGGCAGACAGGUACGAUGUGACAGAAGGGUAUCAGCGUGAAGCUGUCGGUGGAAUAACGAUCAAGCUCCAGUCUCCUGAUGUGAAAUGGUUUGACGAUUACUACCUACAGCUUCGGCCAGAAACCAAUCACCGAAAUCCAUGGUUUCAGGAAUUUUGGCAGCACAGGUUCCAGUGCCGGUUGGAAGGGUUUCCUCAAGAGAACCCUAAAUACAACAAGACUUGCACAAGCCAGAUGACUCUGAGGACGCAGCACGUUCAGGACUCCAAGAUGGGCUUUGUAAUCAACGCAAUAUACUCGAUGGCGUAUGGCCUCCACAACAUGCAGAUGUCACUGUGCCCGGGCUACGUGGGCCUCUGUGAUGCCAUGAAGCCCAUAGAUGGUCGGAAGCUCCUGGAAUCCCUCAUGAAGACUAACUUUACCGGAGUCUCUGGGGACAUGAUCUUAUUUGAUGAGAACGGCGACUCGCCAGGAAGAUACGAAAUCAUGAAUUUCAAGAAAAUGGGGAAGGACUACUUCGAUUACAUCAAUGUUGGCAGCUGGGACAAUGGUGAGCUGAAAAUGGAUGAUGAUGAAAUAUGGUCAGAGAAAAAUAAUAUCAUCAGAUCUGUGUGCAGCGAACCCUGCGAAAAAGGCCAGAUAAAGGUGAUCCGUAAAGGAGAAGUGAGUUGCUGUUGGACCUGCACUCCUUGUAAAGAGAAUGAGUAUGUGUCUGAUGAAUACACAUGCAAAGCCUGCCAGCUCGGCUCCUGGCCCAAUGAAGACCUCACAGGCUGUGACCUCAUUCCAGUCCAGUAUCUCAGAUGGGGUGAUCCUGAACCAAUCGCAGCAGUUGUUUUUGCAUGUCUGGGUCUGCUGGCCACCUUGUUUGUUACAGCUAUAUUCAUAAUGUACCGUGAUACUCCAGUGGUCAAAUCAUCCAGCCGAGAACUUUGCUACAUCAUUCUAGCGGGCAUCUGCUUGGGUUACUUGUGCACUUUCUGUCUCAUCGCAAAACCUCAACAGAUUUACUGUUACCUUCAACGAAUUGGCAUCGGCCUCUCCCCAGCUAUGAGUUAUUCUGCUCUAGUAACUAAAACCAACCGCAUUGCAAGAAUCCUGGCUGGAAGCAAGAAGAAAAUUUGUACAAAGAAACCUAGGUUCAUGAGUGCCUGCGCCCAACUGGUUAUUGCAUUUAUCUUGAUAUGUAUACAAUUAGGCAUAAUUGUUGCCCUCUUCAUAAUGGAGCCACCCGAUAUAAUGCAUGAUUACCCAAGCAUCCGAGAGGUCUACCUGAUUUGUAACACCACUAACUUGGGUGUUGUAACUCCCCUUGGAUAUAAUGGAUUAUUAAUUUUGAGUUGCACCUUUUACGCGUUUAAGACGAGAAAUGUCCCGGCUAAUUUCAAUGAAGCAAAGUAUAUUGCCUUUACAAUGUACACCACCUGCAUCAUUUGGCUGGCUUUUGUGCCAAUAUAUUUUGGAAGCAACUACAAGAUAAUCACCAUGUGUUUCUCAGUGAGUCUGAGUGCCACGGUGGCCCUCGGCUGUAUGUUUGUGCCCAAGGUCUAUAUCAUCCUUGCUAAGCCUGAAAGGAACGUACGCAGCGCAUUCACCACAUCGACCGUGGUCCGCAUGCACGUAGGGGAUGGAAAGUCGUCUUCAGCCGCAAGCCGCUCAAGCAGCCUGGUGAACCUGUGGAAAAGAAGGGGAUCGUCUGGUGAAACCCUUAGGUACAAAGGCAGGAGACUGGCCCCGCACAAGUCGGAAAUAGAGUGUUUCACCCCAAAAGGGAGUAUGGGGAAUGGUGGGAGAGCCACAAUGACCAGUGAAGAAUCUGUUUGCAUUCCAGACUGUAAUCGAUCUGAGUCAAGUAGAGAGGAGAAAAAGGUUCCUGUUAAAGAGGAUGCCCUAACAGUCAAAAAGACUGGAAACUGUGUCAGUCUAAUAGUUCCACAGCAAGACUGUCAGCUGCAAGACCUACUCAAACACUCCAACGGGAAAUCAGUUUCCUGGGCCCAGAAUGAGAAAAGCAGCAGAGGAGCACACCUUUGGCAGCGGUUGUCAAUCCACAUCAACAAAAAAGAGAACCCCAAUCAAACUGCAGUGAUCAAGCCUUUUUCUAAAAGCACAGAUAGUAGCCGACAUAGUAGCAGCGCUACGUUUCCAGAGGCCAGUGCCAAAACGCUUUACGAUGUUUCGGAAGCAGAAGAGCAAUACCCAGCUCAGUACCGACCACAGACUCCCUCGCCUAUCAGCACCUUGAGCCACAGAACUGCCUCCGUUAGCCGAACAGAAGAUGAGGCCCCUACCUUCCAGUCAGAGCCUCCUCAGAGAAGUAGCUCCUCUCAAGGGUCCCUGAUGGAGCAGAUCAGUAGCGUGGUUACUCGCUUCACAGCCAACAUCAGCGAGCUGAACUCUAUGAUGCUUUCAACAGCCACUCCAGGGACAAUGGUGGCCACUCCUCUCUGUUCUUCAUACCUGAUUCCACGGGAAAUCCAGCUCCCUACGACAAUGACCACGUUUGCAGAGAUCCAACCGCUUCCUGCCAUUGAAGUCAAUGGCGCUUCGCAGUCAGAUAGGAAACCUUCAAAUGGCAGCGUCAAAGAAGGCACUUCAGAGACCCCAUCAGCCAAGCAAGACCUUGAGGAGUUGGUAGCUUUAACUCCUCCUUCUCCUUUUAGAGACUCUAUCGAUUCUGGAAGUGCAUCUCCCAGCUCACCGGUUUCCGAAUCAGCUCUCUGUAUCCCAUCCUCCCCAAAGUAUGACACGCUCCUCAUCAGAGAUUAUACUCAAAGUUCUUCUUCGCUGUGAAUGUAGUUCAAGACAAUGUUGGAUCUCAACGACUACAAGCAAGUAGUGAGGGGACAGCCAAGCCUUCAAGAUCUCCAGUGUUUAUGCAGACAGAGUGAGAGGCGUUGGGUCAUCUUGUGAGAAAUGUAGAGGAAGAAGAGGAAUUACUUGAGAAGUGGAAACAUCAGAUUAAUUAUGCUGUUUUAAAGACAAAAUGACUCUUGGCAGAUUAUCGUGGCCUUAAAAAAACAUGGGCUUUUCAGAAACACUGAAUCUAUUUUUGAGGGCUUAUAAGGAGUCUGUUAAAUCAGUUACAUACCAAGUGCUUUGCUUUAGUAUUACAACGAACCGUGUGUACAAUAUACGGGGAGGGGGGGAAACUAGAUUGUAAACAACUGUACAAUGGCUUGUUUGUUUACUCUGAUUCCUUACCCAGAAGUGAACCUUGAUCUUUUAUCAAGAAUAGAAGACCAAACAUUGAAUGUACAUUUUCUAACAGACUCAAAUCUGGGACCAACCUGUCAAGCUUUCUUUUUUUUUCUAUGAAGAUCUCAAAAAGCAGUAAUGUAUGUUCGAUAACUACCAAACUUUUUGCUGAAGCGUAUUGUGUCCGUGAUGCGUUACACGUGGAUAACACUAAGCUGAGGCUUUGCAGUGAGUGACUGCAAUAUGGAGGGCUUUACAAGUGACUUCUCAACCUACACAUUUGUUUAUGAAAUUCUCUUCUACCAGUAUCAAAAUUUCGAUUUGUUAGCAUUGGAUUCACCUUCACAGCAACAAAACCCAAGGAAGAUUUCCUGACUAUUUCACCAUGUUGCCAACUAAUAAUGAAGUAGCAAAAAAUAUUUUCUGGAGUACUGUUUUGUAAUUCCCUUAUCAGGGCAAGUUGUUGAGGUGAAUAUUCUCUUUCUAGCAGCACUACCAAGCUAUAUUAUAGCUGUACUCCCUACUGAAAUGACUACAUUUUUAUGGAUGUUCUUAUGCUAACAUUGCCAGUUAAAAUAUUUAUUCGGGCUCCCAUAAUCUGUGCUUGUAAGGAACAGGUAAACACCCUAAGGAUUUUCUCCAUACUUUGAAUGACAGCAUUUUAGGAGACCUAUCUGGAUUAUGAUGAAUGCUAACUGUCAGUGGAAAGGUUGUUGUAAUCAUAAUUCAUAUAUAGGGAAAAAACCCUGUGUCAAAAUCUGCUUAGAGGUGAUUUAGCUACUCUUUAAUAAGCAACAAUUUUAACUUUAUUUAGCUGCUGAUGCCUUGCAGCUAUGAACUGUGACAAAACGAACAAAAAAACAAACAAACACACAAAAAAAAAGAAAAAAAUACUUUCAAAGCAAUACAGAGUAAAGGUUAAAACAGAGAAGACCUAAUGAGAUAUGAACCAACAGAGUCUUUCUUUGUUUCUUAGCAACUCACAGAAGAAGCAAGGGGAUUCCUCAUAUUUUUUUCCUAUAUCAAGGUAGUACAGUUUAAUGCACUUCAUACUGUCACAGCACUUUUUUAAUACAGGCAGGGAAGAGUUUUAAAGUUUGAAUAGAAGCUAAAUAAUUUUUGAUAGGUGUAGUUACAUAGAACUUGUAAGUCAGGCCCUAAACGCACGCUGUAUUGGCUCUCUCCUUCAUGACAUAGCUGUCCUCAGGUGCCAAACUUUUAUGGGUUAGUUUUAUUUUAUUUAAGGAUAGUAUGAAGUGGUGAACAAUGUGCUUCAAUUCAAAGUUGAGUUGAUGUAGCCUUAUAUAGAAGACAGCCUCAUGGAAGGGAGCCUUGAAAUAAGGCUGCUAUGUUUCAUUUUCAAAACCUUUAGAUCUUACUUAUUCAAAGACAACAAGCAUUUUGCAAUCAAAGUUCAUACCUCCUUUUUCUCCCUCAUGUUCAAAAUAAUAAAUAUUUGAUCAAAAAAACCCAAAAAACAAAGUAAAAAAGAAAUCACGUUCACAUACUUUAGCAAAGAGCGUUUUCUAUUCCUUUGGGAAGCUCGUUUCACCAUUAUUGCUGCACCCCAACUUGCUGCUCAACAACAUUAAAAUAAAAAGUAAUAGAUGGCUGAAUCCAGGCUAACACCUCACAGAGGUACUCUGGUGGCUCUGUACGUCCUGCACAAGGCAGCGUUACCCAACCGCAGUCUGUGGGCAUGCUUGUUUUGCCAGCUACGGUCACUUACUAGCUGUGCCUAUAGCACGAAGCGGCAGGUCACAAACCAGCUCUACUCCAAAAGGCAGGUAGGCACAUCAAGUCAUGACUGUAGGUCCUUGUUGCUCAUAUGUAGCUCUUGCUUCCUCACUUGACUGAUUAGCAGAGACUCCGUUUGUUUCCAGACCAGAGCUUGGUUUUGCCCUCCUGGGUUAGAGUAUUAGCAUGUCUCAUCGUUCCCCACCUGCCCAUGACUUCAGGAGAAAGCAUCUUCUUUCAUAGGUUACAACCCACGUGUCAGGGAAGGGCAUGUCCAAGCAGUCUGGGACACAAACAUGCUCAUUUAGGGAGUCUGGACCACUUAAAUAUUGUUCAUGGAAGACUUAUGAUAAUAUAUGUUUCCCAUCAGUGCAAUAUUGUUUUGAUAUACACAGAGCAUACUGAGAUAGUGAAUUUCAGUUGAAUUUCAAAGGGAUUCUAUUAAUAUCUGUUAUCUUAUACUUUAAGUUGUUGACCAAUGUCCUUAUUAGGACGUUCUCCAUCUUGAUCUUUACCCAGCCUUUUAGGUUCCCGUUUCCGUAGUCUUUUCUUAUGUUGGUGGACAGUUAAUAUUAACGUAUUCCUGCUAAAAUCUGUGGGCUUCACCCCACUAUGAAAUAAUCAACAGUGGAAACAAGGAUUAUACAGAAAGACAUAAAAAACUUCUCUUAAAAAUAAAAUCAGUAAAAAGGAGUGAGAAAUAGAAACUGACAAACCAUGACACAGCAUAAAUAUACCUCUUCUGCUCCCAGAUUGUAAUUCCGCACAAUCCUGGCCAUAGCUAUUGCUCAGAGCUUCUUGACAACUCUCACAUAUCAUUUCAAGAUGGUGUGUGUAUAUAUAUGUGUGUGUGUGUGUGUGCGCGCGCACAUGCAUACGUGCACACACACAAACCCCUCAAUCUAAACCUGAAUACAUGUUUUAAGAGGCUAAAAAACUAAUGUUACAAAACCUGAAUUUUAAACACUUUUGCUUAUUCUCACUUCAGGAGGACUCUUUUGCAUUUUUUAUAUAUCCAUUAGCCACAGCAGAAAUUUUAAUUGCACAAGGAACCAAGGAUGGGCACUGCUGAGAUUUUACCUCCCAGUUGUCAGUCUAUCUUUAAUGAAAGAUAAGUCAGCCUUAGUGGCAUUUAAAGAAGGCAAAAUCCAUUUUAAUUUUACAGGCUGGAGUGCCCCAGUGUCACCUCAUAUGAUAUGUUUGGAUUUCAUCAAAGGUAGCAAAGGUUUUUUGAGGAAGAAGAUAACAAUUAUCUAAUAACUGCAGGCAAAACAGGUCAGUGGGAGAUUUGCAAGACUGGAAAGUACUUUGUCAGUGGGUUUGACACAAGAAAAAAGAAAAUUAUGCAUGGCAGACAUUAUGAUUUCAUUACGCUGUUUGUAUGCCAGUCUCUGUUUAGGACAUUAAGAUAUAAAGGCAGGGGUUUUCAGCCAUAAAAACAAUGGUUACAAUCAGGAACACUUUCCAAUCUAACUAAAGAACGUGCAAGUACCAACUGAAUGGCUUGAAAUUGCCUUCCAAUUUAGUGCUGCUGCCAGAAAGGGAAUUAAAGGAGUUGAAACUAUUGUCAUUCUUGACCACAAAGACCUCAGAAAAUCACUUGUUUCUUUUGUGCUUGAGGCCAACCCUGAAGAAUGGAGGUGUGACCACCUCUGGAACCUGUGCUUUUGAAAUAAAGGAAUCGCUCUGGCAGGCCGGUUGGGAAGAAGUGUUAGCAAUACUGAAGAAGAACUGUAUUUUUUAAUUGGCUCUGAAGAAUAAUUGCAUGACUUUGGAGAUGUGCUUCCUUGUAUUUCUAUCUGAACAUUUGGUGCCUAGAUUCAUACAGAUACCUUAGACCAGAGAUUUUUAGACCAUGGUCCACAAAGCACUUGCUGAUGUUUCAUGAAGCCUGGUUGAUCACAAGGUGCUGGCUUCUUCCACUGAUUUCCAGCUACAAAAGUGAAUUAAAAGUUAAAUGCUAAGUAAAAAUUAACUGUUAAAAGUUUUAAAAGCAAAAAAAAAAAAAAAGUUAGCUGCUUGAAUGUUUAUUCAGUUGCCGCGUUUGCAAAAGGAAAACUUCGUGAUCAAAACUGAGAGAAUAAGAUCUCCAAAGAGAGUAAAUGGGAAGGCCAAUCCAUGAUUCAGACACUGGGUGAUAGUGGAGUUCACCUGGGGAUGUUUUCCUUAGAGAGACCAAGACCAGACUGAAAGGCAGCAUAGCUGUGGGUGUAAAUUCUGUAGAGGAAAGUGUGCAACUGUGCUAUUCUGCUUAAUACAUCAUUUAUGAGGUGAGAGGAAAAAACAUGACAGCAACAGACAGCAUUCCAAAAAUGUCAAGUCCUUAGGGAAAUCAGAGCACUAUGCUCAGGAUUAAUAAUGUGACCGUGACUUUCUUAAUGUACUGGAAACCAGUGUCAGGGCUGACCCGAAAAAGGACUUUGGUGUCUAAAGUUAGGAUUUGAGCAGAAUUGAAUACCUAUGUUUAAAAUUCAAUUUUAAAACCGCUAUUCAACCUCCACCUUACUCAGAAAUCUAGCAUUGUGUGUCUGCGUGUGCUCAGAACUACCCUGAUCUUGACACAUCUAAGGAGCUUUGCACCCAACUCAUGCUAAAACCCAUCAGGGAUGCAGAAAACAGCGGUUCCCAGGUUUAAUCCCUGUAUAUCCCAUAAAUGAGUACACAGAGCACCCAGCACACAGGCCAACAGGAUCCUACUCCCUCUAGAAUGGAGUAGAAAUCACCCUUUGUUUUAAGGCUGUGGGUCUGGUUAUGCUGCUGUUUUUGUAAUAGCCUUCAGGUUAGAGCAGUCAGGCAGAAGGUGAGACCUAAAUUCAGACCCAGCCAUUGCCAGAGGUGAUUGAAAUCUUCCUCCUGGCUGGAAAAUGCUCUGAUGGACUCUGUGUUGGGGCACCCUCUGUUCAUCUCGCUAAGGUAACUUCACGAGAUAGAAAGAAAUUCAAGAGUCUCAGAGUAGCAAAGGAACUCUGCACCCUGAUAGGACAUACGCUUUGUAUAAUUAGGGAUGGUAUGUGACCGUUUGAUAUACAAUACUUUAAAAAUCUCGGGAGCAGAAACCGGGUGAGUAUCUUAACUACAAAGAAGUGGAGACAACGUUUUUUCUGUGCUAUGUAUUGGCUAAAAAAAAAUAAAUACUUCCCUGAAAAGUGCUUUAGUGACAGGAGGGGAGGACAUGCCCUUCCCUACCUCUGGGUCUGCAACCAUCUUGUCUUCCACCUGGAGUUCUCAGACUCUUCUGCGGACAGGGAGAGUCUGAAUCUUCCUGAAUAGGUGAAGGAAUUAAACUGAGACUGCAGAAAAAAGGGACUAAUUUCAUUUUUCUCCAGCCAUCUUUUACAAAAGCCACCCAUCAUUGAAACAAAAAUUAUAGCCCUGUCUGGAAAUGGGUCACGGUUGGAAAUUAGUAUUUUUUGUGCAUAUCUUUCCAUACUGGCUCAAGUAAAGUAAUCUCAGACAUCUCUUUCCUUGUCGCAUUGCUUUCCUGGGCACCUAACUCUUCUCGAAAACUUCACAGUAAGGUUAGACAUUUAACAAAGGGUUCUGGCCUCCACGCUAGAGCCAAAUAGUCUAAAACAAUAGUUAUUGCAUGGCAUAACUUUAAGUGCUGAAGUCCUUUACUAGCACAGGCCCUUUAUCUAUUGAGGUCAAUGGAAUCACUCCAGGUUAACACUCGCGUAAAGAAAACCAAAGUUUGAUAGUGGCCAACCAAAUCUAAAUCUUGGCUAUUUGCUUCAGCAGAGAAUAAUAACAACAGGAUGUUCUUCCUACUUCCUUUCGGAUCACACAGCAGAUGUAUUUUAUUAGGGUCAUUACUGAAGCAACUUGCUAGGCUUGGUGAAUAGUACCUUCCCACCUUUCUUCUUUAUCAUCGCUGCUUUAGCAGGUGUCCCCAUGGGAAAAUCGUACUUUGACUAAAUGUGUUCAGGGAUGUGAGAGAACAUGUCCAAAAAUAAGAAUCAGGUCACAGUUUUCUGGCAGUUCCAUGAAUCUCAUAAAAGGAAGUCAAUAGUCUCCAUGAACAAGAAAAUCAUUCAUCUGCUACCCAUUUCAGUGUGCACUGCAUGUAUGAAAAACUCCAGCUGAAUUAUCUGGAUUCACUUUUUUUGCUGUGGUUUACUAUUAUACCCUCUGUCCAGAUCCCUGCAUUUGCCGCUUACAGUUUUAUACUGUGAAAAGGAAAAAAGAUACAGACCAGUGAAGCAUAAAGGUAAGCAAAAAAUUCAUCUAGUGAUGAAUUGGUGUAUGUGGCUGGUUUUGUCUCAUCUGAGUAAUGACAGUACAAACAAUAAUCACUAAGUCACUCCGAUCUGCCAAAUGGGAACAAAUAUACUAUGUAUAUUACAUGUACUAAUAGGAUUAUAUGGCAGCUGCUGGUGGUAUUUGUAAUUAGAAAUCUAUAUAGAAUAUAGAUGUUUUAGAGAGACGGUGCCAAUUCUAAAAGAUUUCUGUGGGCUACAAGUGCUUGUAAUUAUUUUUUUUUAAUUUGCUAAUAACUUAUGAACAACUGGUUUCAAACAUUCUGUGAGCGUUUGUUCUUUUUUAUGUUGUUGCUGCUUAUACUAUUAAAAAAUAGAGAAUGUAAAGUUAUUAUUUUGAUGUGAACUGAAAAUGAUUUUUCAUAAAAUUUAACAUUUUUAUCAGCUCUGGUUUUGCUUUCUACCUGUACAAAUGUAAUUUAUUUUAGCAUUGAAAAAUGCAUUUGCUUGUUUCUCGAUUGUCUACAUCAUGUUAUAGUUGGUGUUUAUGUAGAGUCAGGUACUUUUUGAACAGUAUUAAAAAAA
Molecule: messenger RNA, 11174 nt
Organism: Chroicocephalus ridibundus (black-headed gull)
Lineage: Eukaryota; Metazoa; Chordata; Aves; Charadriiformes; Laridae
Gene: GRM5
Product: glutamate metabotropic receptor 5
Exons: 12
Coding region: 523-4251 (1242 amino acids)
Biological process (GO): trans-synaptic signaling by endocannabinoid, modulating synaptic transmission; regulation of synaptic transmission, glutamatergic; G protein-coupled glutamate receptor signaling pathway
Cellular component (GO): plasma membrane; postsynaptic density membrane
Molecular function (GO): adenylate cyclase inhibiting G protein-coupled glutamate receptor activity; G protein-coupled receptor activity involved in regulation of postsynaptic membrane potential
Source: RefSeq, a predicted model, not a curated record